CACUCGCUACUACCAGCAAGGCCAUGCUUUAUCAACAUUUUUACUUCCUGGGAUUAACUGAUAACAUUGAUAAGUCACCCGAUGAAACCGAAAAGCCACGAUGGCAGCGGGUUCUCAAGCAGUGUCUCUCUGUGAGCCUCAGACAGGAGCUUCGAUCCGGAGAGAAAAUGAUGAACCGGAAGCAGCUUUUAUCCCUAGUGGCGGUGGGCUAUGUCGCCAUCACGAGCCUGGUGCUGCUCUUCUAUUCAAGCUUCCGGCAGUCCGGCGUCACCACAUUGUGUUCGGAACUCUCGAGGAACAACAACACAGGUGGCGGGGCAAUGAUGGACGCGAUGCGCCUUCUGCACGGCAACGUUGAGAGAGUGCUGGUUGGCGGUCGGCUGCCUGUGGACCCGAGGGAGAAUAAGUCGUUGAGCCUCUGGGGCAGCGAUCCUCCCGGGAGCCCGUGUUCCGAGUACAAAUCAAGGUUCGGGAUGCACCUGCCGCCGGUGUGGCUGGCCUCGUACCCUUGCUCCGGCAACACCUGGACGCGCUACCUGCUGGAGGCGGCGUCGGGCGUCUUCACCGGCUCCAUCUACGUGGACAACAGUCUCACAAAGAGAGGUUAUCUUGGAGAGCGUGACUCUGUUACCAGCAUGCGAACCCUCGUGCAGAAGAUACACACUAUUCCACCAUGCAAGCUGAAGGACCGUAAGUGCCCCGAAAACAACCGGACGAUCCCCACCGUCCUGCUGCUCAGGAAUCCGGCCAAAGCCAUCUUAUCAUACUACAAGUUCGAGAAAACUAAAAGUCACACAAAACAGAUUCCGGUCUCUGACUUUCAAACCAAAGCGUUCCACUCCUUUUUAAGCAGAAGCAUAAGGGAUUGGACGCAGGUAGCCCUGGACCGCCUGCUGUGGACUGAAGCGCCGCUGUACGUGAUGCACUACGAACGUCUGGUGCAGGAGCCCGUCAAGGAGCUCACCGCCCUCCUCGCCUUCCUCGGAGUGCCCUGGGACGAGGGCAGGAUGGCGUGCAUCGCCUCACACCUGGAAGGCAGCUUCAAAAGGAAAGGCAACGCGGCCCUCGACCCCUACUCCGCCGAGGAGAAGGCGGUGAUGGCAGUGGAGGAGGCAGCUGUCAACAGGACCCUCCUAAUGAUGGGCUACUCACCCCUUCCGACCUACCACUGAGUGCAGACUUCUGAACAUACAUAAUAUACGUAUUAUUAUUAAGGUAGUACGGUCAGUUUUCCAUAAAAGAUCAUAUACAUUGUAGCCUUUAGAUCUGCAUAUUGUUUUGCAUGCUUCCUUCACAACUUUAUAUUCUAAUUCAUCCUUAACAUCCUUUAUUUGUUGUAAGCUUCUUGGAUGAAAAUAGUUUUGUAUGUUACAAUUAGAUUACCCGCCAAUUUGUCUUCUGCGCAUCGGCACGUGCUCUAAACUUCAGGUGUAUAUCUUAGAUUAAAAAGAAAAAAAAAUCAAAGGAUUUGUUUCUUUCAGGGAGUAUGUAUAAAACGACACAAUAAAGCUUGACGUGACA
Molecule: messenger RNA, 1521 nt
Organism: Eriocheir sinensis (Chinese mitten crab)
Lineage: Eukaryota; Metazoa; Arthropoda; Malacostraca; Decapoda; Varunidae
Product: WSC domain-containing protein 1-like
Exons: 10
Coding region: 24-1172 (382 amino acids)
Molecular function (GO): sulfotransferase activity
Source: RefSeq, a predicted model, not a curated record